ACAAACCCAGCAGCCUCAACCUAGUUCAUGGAGGAGCCUCGAGAGAUACUGGCCAGGCAAGCUCUCCCUUCCAGAGGAAAGAGCAGAGCGUGAGACAAGGGCGCUGCAGCAGGGGUGGACAUGAACACUGGUUUUCAAAGAGAACAACGUUUUAGUUUCGGUCAUCGAAAGUGGUGCCUUCAGCACAGAAGAGCGUGAAUUCCCCUCCACGGCCGUCAGUCUCCAGCACGGGGCUAAAGGGCAGAAGAGGCCAACAGAGCCGUCUGUGGCGUCCAGCGUGGCUUCUCUCUUGCCGGGACCAGGGAUGACCGGGCCAUGCACCCAGACGUCUCCAGCCUUCAGCAGUUCACAGAGCACAAAGGAGACUCGUAGGGGGCCACUUGCCACUGCCAACUGAAACAAUACGAUGGCAACCUUGACGUCCUUCAUGACAUUUCUGCAACAGACAUUCAGGCAGAAAGUGCUGGCGCGUUUUCUGUCUGCCAAGUAGAGGGCCAUGCCUCACCGACGUGAAUGGUUUGGGCCCUGAUGACCUGCUCCGAGUCCACUCACAGCCAGCAACACUUGCAAAAAAACUCCCAAAGCCGUCCUUGGUUGGGCUUCCUCAGCUCUUGACCAAUGUGGCCAAAACCAGAUGCCUCCUUGGGACACUUGGAUUCUUCGUAAAUGCAGCCUGCCCUGACCCUCCCUGAAUAGCAUCUGAAGUCUCCCUGGAGGUCAUGGAUCCUGAACAAAGUGUCAAGAGCACCAAGAAGGCUGAGGGAAGUCCCCGGAAGCGGCUGACCAAAGGAGAGGCCGUCCAGACCAGUGUUUCAUCCGGCGCCUCGUACCCAGGCAGCAGCACAGCCACCACCCAAGAGGGCCCCCUCCAAGAGCUCCUCGCCCCGCAGCCCUUCCUGGGCCCCUCAUCAGUUCUUAGGGAAGGCUCUCAGGAGAAAACGGGCCAGCUGCAGAAGCCCCCCAAGAGGUCCUCCAUGGAAGCCUCUGUCCACAUUGCGCAGCUCCCACAGCGCCCUCUGACGCCAGCAUUCAUGUCACCUGGCAAACCUGAGCAUCUCCUGGAGGGCUCCACGUGGCAGCUGGUUGACUCCAUGAGACCCGGACCCUCAGGCUCCUUCGUGACCCCUGGGCUCCAUCCUCAGAGCCAGCUCCUCCCUUCCCACGCUUCCAUCGUUCCCCCCGAGGACCUGCCUGGCAUUCCCAAAGUCUACGUGCCCCAUCCCUCCCAGGUGUCCUUGAAGCCUGCAGAAGAGGCACACAGGAAGGAGAGGAAGCCGCAAAAGCCGGGCAAAUACAUCUGCCAGUACUGCAGCCGGCCCUGUGCCAAGCCCAGCGUGCUCCAGAAGCACAUCCGCUCGCACACGGGUGAGAGGCCUUACCCCUGCGGCCCUUGUGGCUUCUCCUUCAAGACCAAGAGUAACCUCUACAAGCACAGGAAGUCCCAUGCCCACCGCAUCAAAGCUGGCCUGGCCUCGGGAAUGGGCAGCGAGACGUACUCCCCGGGGCUGGAGAUGGAGAGGAUCCCAGGGGAGGAGUUUGAGGAGCACACUGAGGGAGAGAGCACAGAUUCAGAAGAGGAGACAGGCACCACAUCCACUCACCCUGCAGAGCUCUCCCCUAGACCUAAGCAGCCCCUCCUGUCCAGCAGUUUGUACAGCUCUGGGAGCCAGGGUUCCAGCCACGAGCGCUGUUCCUUGUCCCAGUCCAGCUCAGCCCAGUCACUCGAGGACCCCACUCAAUUCGCGGAGCCCACAUCUGAACUCCCCCUGAGCCAUAAACACGAAGACACCCACACGAUAAAGCAGAAGCUGGCUCUUCGCUUAAGCGAGAGGAAAAAGGUCAUCGACGAGCAGGCGUUUCUGAGCCCAGGCAGCAAAGGGAGCACGGAAUCUGGGUAUUUCUCCCGCUCCGAGAGCGCCGAGCAGCAGGCCAGUCCCCCCAACACCAACGCCAGAUCCUAUGCUGAGAUCAUCUUCGGCAAGUGUGGGAGGAUUGGGCAGCGGACCACCAUGCUGACGGCCCCCUCCACCCAGCCCCUCCUGCCCCUGUCAACCGAAGACAAGCCCAGCCUGGUGCCCUUGUCUGUGCCCCGGACGCAGGUGAUUGAGCACAUCACCAAGCUCAUCACCAUCAACGAGGCAGUGGUGGACACCAGUGAGAUAGACAGCGUGAAGCCCAGGAGGAGCUCGCUGACGCGGCGCAGCAGUGUGGAGUCCCCCAAGUCCAGCCUCUACCGGGAGCCUCUGGCGUUCCACGGUGAGAAAACGAAGCCUGAACCGUCACUGCUGAGCCUCCAGCACCCGCCCAGCUCCGCCCCGCCUGUGCCUCUGCUGAGAAGCCACUCAAUGCCUUCGGCCGCCUGCAGCCUCGGCACGCCCCACCACCCCUUCCGAGGCAGCUACUCCUUUGACGACCACAUCGCUGACCCUGAAGCCCUGAGCCGCAGCAGUCAAGUGUUUACCUCCCACCCCCGGAUGCUCAAGCGCCAGCCGGCCAUCGAACUUCCCUUGGGAGGGGAGUAUAGCGCCGAGGAGGCGGGGCCGAGUAGCAAAGACACAGCCGCCAAACCCGCAGAUGAACCGGAACCCAAGGAAAGUGAACUCACCAAAAAGACCAAGAAGGGUUUGAAAACGAAAGGGGCGAUCUAUGAAUGUAACAUAUGUGGUGCUCGGUACAAGAAAAGGGACAACUAUGAAGCCCAUAAAAAGUACUACUGCUCAGAGCUUCAGAUCGCAAAGCCCGUCUCUGCGGGCGCCCACGCGCCUCCAGGAGCUGAGAAGAGCCAGGCUGAGCAUGAGCCCUGGUCCCACGUGAUGCAUUACAAGCUGGGAGCCACGCUGGAGCUCACUCCACUGAGGAAGAGGAGGAAAGAGAAGAGCCUCGGGGACGAGGAGGAGCCACCUGCCUUGGAGUCAACAAAAAGUCAGUUUGGCAGCCCUGGGCCAUCAGAUGCUGCUUGGAACCUUCCCCUGGAGUCCACCAAGUCACCAGCAGAACCAAGUAAGUCAGCGCCCUCCCUGGAGGGACCCAUGGGCUUCCAGCCGAGGACUCCCAAGCCAGGGUCCAGUUCAGAGUCAGGGAAGGAGAGGAGAACAACGUCCAAAGAAAUUUCUGUCAUCCAGCACACCAGCUCCUUCGAGAAGUCCGACCCCCUGGAGCAGCCCAGCGGCUUGGAAGGGGAAGACAAGUCUCCUGUGCCAUUCCCAUCGCCCCCACCCGCCCCUCAUGGACGCCCAGCGCACUCCCUGCAGCCCCGGUUGGUCCGCCAGCCCAACAUUCAGGUCCCCGAGAUCCUGGUGACUGAGGAGCCCGACCGGCUGGAUACAGAGCCUGAGCCGACCCCUAAGGACCCGGAGAAGACGGAGGAGUUCCAGUGGCCCCAGCGCAGCCAGACGCUCGCCCAGCUCCCGGCAGAGAAGCUGCCACCCAAGAAGAAGAGACUGCGCCUGGCGGAGAUGGCACAGUCAUCGGGGGAGUCCAGCUUCGAGUCCUCCCUGCCGCUGUCUCGCAGCCCAAGCCAGGAGAGCAGUGUCUCUCUGAGCGGGUCCAGCCGCUCCGCCUCCUUCGAGAGGGAUGACCAUGGCAAAGCUGAGGCCCCAGGGCCCUCAUCCGACAUGCGCUCCAAACCCUUGGGCACCCACAUGCUGACUGUCCCCAGCCACCACCCACAUGCCCGAGAGAUGCGCAGGUCAGCCUCGGAACAGAGCCCUAACGUUUCCCAUUCUGCACAUAUGACCGAGACACGCAGCAAAUCGUUCGACUACGGCAGCUUGUCCUUGACAGGCCCUUCUGUGCCGGCCCCAGCGGCCCCAGCAGCCCCGCCAGAGAGAAGAAAAUGCUUUUUGGUGAGACAGGUCUCUUUGAGCAGGCCUCCAGAAACGGAGCCAGAGGCCACCCCCAAGGGAAGACAGGAGAACGAGGACCCAAAGCCUUCAUCCUGCAAACCUCCGGCCAAAAGCUCAUUGCCCCAGAUUUCCUCAGCGGCCACCUCGCCCAGCCGGCACCCAGGAGACAAGAGCCAGGUGCAGGACAGACCUCCACUGGGGUCCACUCCACCCUAUACAGAAGCACUGCAGGUGUUCCACCACCCCACUGCCCAGCUUGCCCUGCAUGAGAAACCAUACCUGCCCCCACCAGUCUCCCUUUUCUCCUUCCAGCACCUCCUGCAGCGUGAGCCAGGACAGUCUUCAGAAUUCUUCUCCACCCAGGCCAUGUCCAGCCUCCUCUCUCCACCGUACUCCAUGCCCCCGCUUCCUCCUGCCUUAUUUCAAGCCCCGCCACUUCCUCUCCAACCUGCUGUUUUGCACCCAGGCCAACUCCACCUCCCCCAGCUCCUGCCGCACCCAGCUGACAUUCCCUUCCGCCAGGCCCCUGCAUUUCUCCCCAUGCCAUACCCGGCCACCUCAGCACUCUCUUCUGGGUUUUUCCUGCCUCUGCAAUCCCAGUUCACCCUUCAGCUCCCUGGCAAUGUGGAAAGCCAUCUGCCCCAGAUCAAAACCAGCCUGGCCCCGCUGGCAACAGGAACCACUGGCCUCUCCCCCAGCACAGAGAACAGCAGUGACAUCCAGCUGCCCCCUGUGGCUCCCCUGGCCAGCUCCUCGGCACCUGUGUCAGCCCCUCCGCUGGCUCUGCCUGCCUGUCCAGACACCAUGGUGUCCCUGGUUGUGCCCGUCCGCAUUCAGACUAAUAUGCCAUCCUACGGGAGCGCCAUGUACACCACCCUCUCCCAGAGCCUGGUCACUCAGUCCCAAGGCAGCUCAGCAACUGUAGCUCUUCCCGAGCUUGAGGACCCCACAUGCAAAGAGACGACUGUGUGUGGGGCAGGCGUGCCUGAGGUCAGGCCCAGCACAGCUGCGGUAAGUGGAGAGCAGAGCAGAGGUUUCCAGACUCUGCAUCUGAGAGUGCCUGUGGCAUUACCCGGAAGAAAAGGAACUUCCCUGUUAUCAGAGAGUGUCUUGAGCCUGGAGGGGAGUUCAUCAACAGUAGGGGGAAGCAAACGUGUCCUUUCACCAGCUGGCAGCCUUGAACUUACCAUGGAAACCCAGCAGCAAAAAAGGGUGAAGGAAGAGGAGGCUUCCAAGGCAGAUGAAAAACUAGAGCUGGUAAAACCGUGCAGCAUGGUGCUCACCAGCACCGAGGACAGCAACAGGCCGGAAAAGGCCCACUUGGGCAGCCAGGGCCAGGGCAGGAGGGAACUAGAAACGCUGUCCAGCGUGUCCUCAGAUCCCUCUGACCCCAAGGAAAUUCCUCCCCUUCCUCGCCCCUCGUUACCCCAUGUGACAGCCCCAGGCUCAGAGGCUUUGAAGGAGUAUGCCCAGCCGUCUGGUAAACCUCACCGAAGAGGGUUGCCUGCACUGAGUGUAAAGAAAGAAAAUUCCAAGGAACAACCCGACCUUCCUCCACUGGCCCCUCCCAGCUCGCUGCCUCUGUCAGAAGUGUCUCCCAGACCAGCCCAGUCGCAAGAAGGUACGGACUCAAAGAAGGUACUGCAGUUCCCCAGCCUCCACACGACCACUAAUGUCAGUUGGUGCUAUUUAAACUACAUUAAGCCAAAUCACAUCCAGCAUGCAGAUAGGAGGUCCUCUGUUUACGCUGGUUGGUGCAUAAGUUUGUACAACCCCAACCUUCCAGGGGUUUCCACUAAAGCUGCUUUGUCCCUCCUGAGGUCUAAGCAGAAGGUGAGCAAAGAGACAUACACCAUGGCCACAGCUCUGCAUCCUGAGACAGGAAGGCUUGUGCCAUCCAGCUCCCGCAAGCCCCGCAUGACAGAGGUUCACCUCCCUUCGCUGGUUUCCCCGGAAGGCCAGAAAGACAUAGCUAGAGUGGAGAAGGAAGAAGAGAAGCGAGGGAAGCCGGAGGAGGACGCUCCUGCCUCCAAGAGAGGGGAGCCGGCGAGGAUCAAGAUCUUUGAAGGAGGGUACAAAUCAAACGAAGAGUAUGUUUAUGUGCGAGGCCGCGGCCGAGGGAAAUAUGUUUGUGAGGAGUGUGGAAUUCGCUGCAAGAAGCCCAGCAUGCUGAAGAAACACAUCCGCACCCACACUGACGUCCGGCCCUAUGUGUGCAAGCACUGUCACUUUGCUUUUAAAACCAAAGGGAAUCUGACUAAGCACAUGAAGUCGAAGGCCCACAGCAAAAAGUGCCAAGAGACGGGGUUGCUGGAGGAGCUGGGAGCAGAAGAAGGAACCAGUGACGACCUGUUCCAGGACUCGGAAGGGCGAGAGGGCUCAGAGGCCGUGGCAGAGCACCAGUUUUCAGACCUGGAGGACUCAGACUCAGACUCGGACCUGGAUGAAGAUGAGGAUGAGGACGAGGAGGAGAGCCAGGACGAGCCAUCAGGACCGUCCUCAGAGGCACCCCCACCCGGCCCACCGGCCACACUGCCGGCAGACUCCUCGCCCGUUCAGGGCCCUCCACCCCCAGAUGCCACCUCUGGCAACCAGGCCACGUGGGGCAGCUCAGUCUCGGAAGCCGAGCACUUGACAGCCGGAGGUUGCUCCACAUCCAGCCAAAGCAUCCUGUGCCUCCCCCGGCUGGGACUAGCCCCUUCUGGCCCGAUGGAGAAGGACACAGGCUCAGCCCUGAGCUCCAAGGCCAUGUCCCCAAGAAGGCUGUGGUCCCCGAGCAAAGAAGCGGGAAGCCACCCGCCACUCGCCCACAAACACUCACUGACCAAAAGCGACUCGUCUCCCCAGCGACGGUCACCGGCCCGAGAGCCACAGGCCUCAGCCCUGAGCCCGCCCAGCCCCCCAAAGGGCCCUCUCCCUUGCGGGUCUCGAAGACUCGAGCUGUCUCCUCUCACCUCCCACCCCCUCGGACGGGAACUGCCCCCUCAAGCACAUCUGCCCCCUGAACGCGAGGGUGCCGCAGACCCAGGCUCCCGCAGACACUCGCCCACCCGGAGAUGGUCUCCAGGCCAGGCCGAGUCACCACCAUGGUCAGCGCUGCCCGGGAAGUGGGCCUUGGCUGGGCCGGGCAGCCCCACGACGGGCAAGCAUGGCCCAGGCUCGGGGCUGGCCCCACGGGCUCUCCAUCCACCCGUGCCUCUACCUCACAUGCUUCUCGGCAGAAGUCCCGAGACCUGCGCCUCCACGUGGCAGAAGGCCGAGUCCCGAAGUCCCUCCUGCUCACCUGGCCCUGCUCAUCCUCUCUUCUCCCGACCCUUCUCUGCCUCCCAUGACUUCCACGGCCACAUCCCGGCCCGGACAGAGGAGAACAUCUUCAGCCACCUCCCUCUGCACUCCCAGCACUUGACCCGUGCCCCGUGCCCCCUGAUUCCCAUUGGUGGGAUCCAGAUGGUGCAGGCCCGGCCGGGGCCCCACCCUGCCCUGCUGCCAGGGCCCACGGCGCCCUGGGUCAGCGGCUUCUUGGGGGGUGGCAGCGACCUGACAGGGGCCCGGGAGGCCCAGGAGCAAGGCCGCUGGAGUCCCACUGAGAGCUCAUCAGCCUCCGUGUCCCCUGUGGCGAAGGUCUGCAAGUUCACACUCUCCUCGGAGCUGGAGGGCAGGGGCUACCCCAAGGAGAGGGAGAGGACGAGCGGGGGCCUGGGCAGACCUCCCGACUGGGAGCCCUGUGUGGCUAAGGUGCCCCCAGAGCCUGUGCCCACGCACAGUCCCCGGACCCCACCCGAGGCCUCACCCCAGCCACCCCAGGGCCACCGGGCAGAGUCCCCGCGCACGUUGGUCGACCCCGCGGCCUCCACCCCCCCGCCACUGGACCGCAGCAGUUCUGUGGGCUGCCUGGCGGAGGCCUCCGCUUGCUUCCCAGCCCGGAGGAGGAACCUCUCUGGGGAACCCAGGACCAGUCAGGGCUCCCCCGAGCCCUCAGGAAGUGGGGGGCCUGGGGCACCUCCACACCAGCCCAAGGACAGGGCCCCCCCGAGCACUUAGCCUCUCUCCAACCGCUUCUGCAUCUGGCUUCCAGUGUUCGGCAACAGACGUUUCCGGCCAACUUCCUCGAAUCAUCUUGCUGUCAUGAGCUCCCUUUUCCGUCUGUCCAUCUGUCUAAGCAGCUCCUGCCCAGCCCCCAUCUGUUAUAUCUUCCCACAUAUGCAGUUACCUGUGCCUUCUUAUGUAUCUUUUGUUGCUUGAAAAGAAACAAACACAACACACACGUAAAAAAAUACAAACUCACGAGGAGUUUGAGGCUGUGAAUAUUUUGUGCUUUUUUGAGAAAGGGUGUAGGUGAGGCCUUACCCUGGGCCACUGCAGUCGGCAGCCAAACCCCAAGGCUGGCAAGAGGUGGCUAUUUGCUGAGGGAAAGGGGAUGCACUGAGGGAGAAGAAAAACCGAGAAACUUUUAAAAGACAUAUAAUUAAAUGUAAAAGCAAGCACUCCUACGUAUAGAUGUUUAUGGUUCCUAUUUAUUGCUGCUUAUUCCACCCCAGCUAGUGGCCACCCCUCUCUGCCAGCAGAAGGGCCAGCAGCCCAAGGCAGAGGGACAUAGACACAGGCAGGGAGACCCCACUCAGCCUCCACGGGCAGGCCCAGAAAACUCCAACUUUCUUUUCCCCAAGAAAAAGAAAAUGUUACUUUUCCUAGGAUUUCAACACAAAAUAAUAGGAGGAGGUAGAAGGUAGGAGCUGGUUGGUUCCCCCGGGGCUCCCAGAUGCCCAGGUGGUCUGAGUCAUGGGCCCAUCCUGGCCUCUGACCCGUGGAAAUCCCCCUUGCCCUCCUGGCCCCCAGCAUCUCUCCUCUACGUCCCCACCGCUAGCCCCUGGGCUGGGAAAGGAGCCCUGACCAUCCAUCUCCUAGCUCCUGAGCACCCCCACCUAGGUGUUGCUCUCAGGGCCCCGGCCACAGGCUGCCUUCCUUGCUCUAGAAACUACCUACAAGGCUGAAAGGCCUGGCCCUUAGGGGUCAAGAUCCAAGGUGUGUAGCCUUGCCGUUCCUGAGGCCAGGGCUUGGGUUUCGUGCCACAUAUGGUCCCUGGGGUACGAAGGGCCCUAUUUCCUCUUGGGCUGGGCUCCUCCGGCGCUCUGCACUGGACGUUCGCAGAGACCCGUUUCUGGACCUUUUCACAGCAGGACCGGUUCCCUCGUCCCCACCCCACGCUGUCAGGCCUCCACUCCCCCCGGGAAGGACCCAAAACCGUGACUGGUGGAAACUGCCCAGGCCUGUUUGUUGACUUAAAUCUCUUUUAAAAAA
Ceratotherium simum simum (southern white rhinoceros) is the source of this 9143-nucleotide messenger RNA. RefSeq names its product HIVEP zinc finger 3 (gene HIVEP3). Gene Ontology annotation, biological process: regulation of transcription by RNA polymerase II. Gene Ontology annotation, cellular component: nucleus. NCBI's taxonomy places the organism in Eukaryota, Metazoa, Chordata, Mammalia, Perissodactyla, Rhinocerotidae. Gene Ontology annotation, molecular function: RNA polymerase II cis-regulatory region sequence-specific DNA binding; DNA-binding transcription factor activity, RNA polymerase II-specific. The record is from RefSeq and is a predicted model, not a curated record.